Molecule: messenger RNA, 1436 nt
Organism: Electrophorus electricus (electric eel)
Lineage: Eukaryota; Metazoa; Chordata; Actinopteri; Gymnotiformes; Gymnotidae
Gene: arpin
Product: actin related protein 2/3 complex inhibitor
Biological process (GO): negative regulation of actin nucleation
Source: RefSeq, a predicted model, not a curated record
CGUCAAACCAGGAAGUCGGAAAAAGGUUUUCGGAGAAGACAAAUCCGAACUUUAAAAUGAGUCGGAUUUAUGACAACACAGCGUUACACAAUAAACCAGUUCACAACGAAAAGUUGCCUUUUCUCUGGGAUCCGUCUUCAUAUCAGAGAGGCCUUGGCCUAAUUUUAGAAGGGACGUUUGUUGAUGUGUCACGCCAUGCAGUCACAGACAUCAACAACAGAAAGGAACGUUAUAAUGUUUUGUACAUCAAGCCCAAUCGAAUCCACUGCAGGAAAUAUAAUUCCAAGGGCAACGAGAUAGAGCCGAAUUUCAGUGAAACCAAGAAGGUCAAUACUGGUUAUCUUAUGUCAUCGUACAAAUUGGAGGCUAAGGGCGAGUCGGAUCGUCUUACUGUGGACCAACUGAAAGACAUAGUGAAUAAGAAGGAGCUGCUCAGGAUGACAGAGAAGCUCUGCCCCCAGCAAGCCUUCGCGUUCUGGGUUCCAGAGUCUGAGAUGGAGAAGACAGAGCUGGAGAUGGGCCAGGAUAUCCGUCUGAAGACCAAAGGAGAUGGUCCCUUCAUCUUUUCCUUUGCUAAAUUGGAUGCCGGCACAGUGACAAAAUGCAGCUUUGCGGGAGAUGAGAAGACAGGGGCAUCGUGGACUGACAAAAUAAUGGCCAACAAAGCAGACACACAUAGUAAAGCAAAGCCAGCAGCACAGGGUGAAGGGGCUGAGGAUGAAGAGUGGGAUGACUGACUGGUUCACUGAAACCAAAGCAAGCCACUGUUUCCAAGAUAUAUGUACACACAUCAUAUAGAAGUUGAUGAUAUGAAUUACGUUACCUUCUGAUAUUUAUGAUAUUUUUUUUAUUAUUCAUUAAUGUCUUUAGGCUAGGAUUCAUAAAUAAAAUUAUAUUUGUUUUAUCAGCACCUUUUAUAAUGUUUGAAGACAUUAUGACAUAACAGAGUACGGAACAAUUCUAUUCUCACUGCAAUAAGUGUUUUAAAUAAUAAUUGUAUUAAUUGAUUUAAAGACAAUCAUAAUCUUUGUAAUCCUAUUUUAAUUUUAAAGGAGAAUAUUUCACUUUCAAACUUUAGUAACUUUAUUCUUUUUUUCUGACAUUUUUGAUUGUCUAUACAUAAAAUGUUCAUAACUGAAUAUUUUUAAAAAAAGGUUUUUUACAUAAUAUAUAUUCCUUUAUAUAGGUUUCUAUAUUUAUAAAAUACUAGAUUGCAAUGUAUUUUAAAAAGUACUUAAUAUUACCAAGUAAGAGGCAUUUUUGGAUAUAAUUUCAUUUACAUAAACAAUAUCAAGUUUAUGUAAUAUACAUGAGUUUGCUUGUCCAAAAAAGAAACCCAAUAAAAAUGAAUUCAAAUGUUUCACAGGCACAUACAUUUUCAAGAGUCACAUACAUUUAAUUGUUAUUUCAUAUUAAAGCAUAUCUGCCAACUGUAA